Messenger RNA from Macadamia integrifolia, 2041 nucleotides. RefSeq names its product endoglucanase 20-like. The coding region runs from base 441 to 1979 and encodes 512 amino acids. NCBI's taxonomy places the organism in Eukaryota, Viridiplantae, Streptophyta, Magnoliopsida, Proteales, Proteaceae. Gene Ontology annotation, molecular function: hydrolase activity, hydrolyzing O-glycosyl compounds. The record is from RefSeq and is a predicted model, not a curated record. Gene Ontology annotation, biological process: carbohydrate metabolic process. The transcript has 8 exons.
UCAUCUGAAACAAGGAAACGAAACUGAUGAUGAACACAAUUGAAAGAAGACAAAUCAAGCAAACCAGGUUUGGAUGAUGGAGAUUGACGAAAGAAACCAAGUAAGCUAUACUACAUACCGUAAGCCAUGGCGCAUCCAUGCCCAGAAAAGGAGAAAACUUGAAUGAUUCUAUCCAGAAAGAUAAAGACAGAUAAAGGGAAGAUCACAUAGAAAGAUAACUUGUAACAGAAACAGGUUGCGUCUUGAAGGAAGGAGUGAGUUAUGAGAUUCAGUUCCUCCACUUUCCUAAUUUGAUAAAUAUUCAUAAUUACUUCUUCUAUAUGUCACACUAGAUAUUGUUACUUUCAUAUCUUAUCCAUCAAUCCUGAAUGAGCUAUCUCUGAUUGCUUAACUCUAUAAAUACCCUUUGCAGUAUGACUUGAAAAUAGUAGCAGAGGACCAUGGCUAGUAGUUUAAUUGCUUGGGGUCUUCUUUCAUGGUGGCUCUUAACUUGCUCAGUUGGGCUAAACAUAGAGAAUGAAUUGCCAAGCUUGACAGAAUUCGAUUAUGAAGAUGCACUCGUAAAAGCAAUCCUGUUCUUCGAAGGACAACGUUCCGGCAAGUUGCCGGCGAAUCAGAGAGUCAAGUGGAGGGGAGACUCAGCACUUUCAGAUGGAAUGCCAGAAAAUGUGAAUCUGCAAGGGGGAUACUAUGAUGCAGGUGACAAUGUCAAGUUUAUGUGGCCCAUGGCUUUCAGUGUAAGCUUGUUGAGUUGGGCUGCAAUUGAAUAUGAAACUGAGAUAUCUUCAGCUAAUCAGCUACGUUACCUUCGCUCGGCUAUCAGAUGGGGUACCAAUCUAAUAUUGAGAGCUCACACUUCACCUACCACACUAUACACACAGGUGGGAGAUGGGAAUACUGAUCACCAGUGCUGGGAGAGGCCUGAAGACAUGGACACACCCCGAACACUCUACAAGAUAACUUCUACUUCACCGGGCACAGAGGCUGCUGCUGAGGCUGCAGCUGCUCUAGCUGCUGCCUCUGUUGUGUUUGAAGGAAUUAAUUACAACUACUCUGCAACACUACUAAGGAAGUCAAAAUUGCUUUUUAAAUUCGCAGACAAGUACAGAGGAACUUACCAAGCUUCUUGCCCUUUCUACUGCUCCUACUCAGGCUAUCAGGAUGAGCUUCUGUGGGCGGCGGCAUGGCUCUACAAGGCCAGUGGACACUCCAAGUAUUUGAGGUAUGUCUCUAAAAACCAGGGGUGGGGUCAGAUCGUUUCAGAGUUCAGUUGGGAUAACAAAUUUGCUGGAGUUCAAGCAUUGCUGGCAAAGGAAUUUCUAAGUGGGAAGAAACUUUUGGAGAAGUUCAAGAAUGACAUCAACUCUUUCGUGUGCGCCUUAAUGCCCGGAAGCAGCUCAAUACAGAUUCAAACAACUCCUGCUGGGCUCCUACAUACAAGAGAUAGUAACAAUCUACAGUAUGUGACAAGCGCCACUGGCUUGUUACUCUUCUACUCCAAAAGCCUAAAUGCAGCUCAGAUUGAUGAAGUCCAUUGUGGCUCUGUGAAGUUCUCCACCUCUCAAAUUAGAGCUUUUGCAAGAUCCCAGGUGGACUACAUACUGGGGAAGAAUCCAAUGAAGAUGUCAUACAUGGUGGGCUUUGGCACUAACUAUCCAACACAGUUGCACCACAGAGGAGCAUCCAUUCCUUCCAUUAGAGUUUACCCAAGUAAGGUGGGUUGUGAUGAAGGCCAAUCAACCUGGUUCUCUUCUACCAAACCAAACCCAAACAUUCAUGUGGGCGCCAUUGUUGGAGGUCCCAAUUCGAAGGAUCAAUUCAAUGAUGUGAGAUCGGACUACUCUCAUUUGGAACCUGUAACUUACAAUAAUGCAGCAUUUGUUGUUUCAGUAGCUGCUUUGCUUGGCAGAAAUGAAAAUGAGUGUGGGUUAAUGCAACAAACCAAUACAUCCAGGAAGAUUAUUUACUAUGGCAUAUGAUUUAUAUCUGUCAAUGAAAUGACAAUAAAAUUCAGAUUAGUGGGUUUCACUUUGGUAGAACA